Messenger RNA from Orycteropus afer afer, 474 nucleotides. The record is from RefSeq and is a predicted model, not a curated record. NCBI's taxonomy places the organism in Eukaryota, Metazoa, Chordata, Mammalia, Tubulidentata, Orycteropodidae.
GAGCAAGCCAGAGCCAGAAGGCAGACGCCGCCCUCAUCUCCUGCACCCGCGUCCCCCACACCCGCGCUGGCUACGCAGAGGCCACCUUCAAGCCCUGUGUAUGAGGAUGCAGCGCCGUUCCGGGCAGAGCCGAGCUCCCAAGGCCCCGGGACCCAGCCAGAGCCUGUGCGUGGCGUGGAGGACUACGGCGAGGCCGGUGGCACGCGGGCCGUGGUCUACACCCCUGAGGCUGUCUACGAGACCACCGAGGCGCCCUACCAAGCAGAGGAAAGCACCUACGAUGAGUAUGAAAAUGACCAGGGCAUCACAGCCAUCGCCCUCUACGACUACCAGGCGGCGGGUGAUGACGAGAUCUCCUUCGAUCCUGACGACAUCAUCACCAACAUCGAGAUGAUCGACGAUGGCUGGUGGCGCGGCGUGUGCAAGGGCCGGUACGGGCUCUUCCCGGCCAACUACGUGGAGCUGCGGCAGUAG